AUGCCGUCCACAGAAGCCAAUGCCGUCGAGGACACGCAAUUGGGCCUGACCGAAGAGGAAAUAAAUCUCCUCCGAUACCACCAAGCUCAGGCCGGUUCUUCUUCCUCGCGCGCUGCCAGUCGGGCCUCUUCUCAAGGCCGCCUCCUUCUCGAUAGUUCUAGCCUCGCUGCGCUAGCACGACACCUCGACCGCUUGAUGCAGCAGAUCCAGCAGCGCAUCGAGUAUCUCAGCGAACAGAGCUCCGUCGUGACUAUGCAGCAGUAUGACCACGCAGGCAACCUGGUGGACAAUGCCGAUGCUGAAAUUGCGCGCUUUCAGGGUAUUAUGGCUCAGAUCGACGAACUUGAGCUCGAUUUUGAUCGCAUCGCCCACAUUAGAGACAUCGUAAGGGAUUACCGACAACGAGUCGAGAAUCUCGAACGCGGACUCGAGAACGCAUCACGCCGAGAUCAUCAUCACCACUCUCACCGCCACAGCCAUUCGCAUCGACAAGAAGGCGCCUCUUCCGGUCGCCGACAUAGACACUAA
Daldinia childiae is the source of this 528-nucleotide messenger RNA. RefSeq lists its product as uncharacterized. Lineage: Eukaryota; Fungi; Ascomycota; Sordariomycetes; Xylariales; Hypoxylaceae. The coding region runs from base 1 to 528 and encodes 175 amino acids. The record is from RefSeq and is a predicted model, not a curated record. The transcript has a single exon. Gene Ontology annotation, biological process: endosome organization. Gene Ontology annotation, cellular component: BLOC-1 complex.